UCGAAAAGCUGUAGAAUGUGUGACGUAACAUCACGCUCGCCAUAAAGUUCACUAGGUACAGUGGCUGGUAGCUAAAUGCGAAGAAGUAGCAAAUCGUGACUGUUUUUCUAGAUUUUUCCCAACAAGAUUUUCCAGCACGACACGUCUUAACAGUUUUGGACAAAGAUGCAGUUGUUUUUGCACGGGCUGAAUAUACACGUCUUGGAGGUGACGGGACAAGAGUCCGUUCAAGACAUCAAGGUUCACAUCCAAGACCUGGAAGGGGUGUCUGUGGCAGAUCAGGUCUUGUUGCUGAAUGGCACCCCGUUGGACGAUGGUGCCUCUCUGCAUCAUUGCGGGAUCACUGAGCACUGUACUCUGGAUGUGGUGGCUAGGAUGCUGGGAGGUAAAGUCCACGGGUCCCUAGCUCGUGCUGGCAAAGUACGAGGACAGACACCAAAGGUGGACAAACAGGAGAAGAAGAAGAAAAAGACGGGACGUGCUAAGCGCCGUAUCCAGUACAAUCGCCGUUUUGUUAAUGUGGUGCCCACAUUUGGCAAGAAGAAGGGCCCCAAUGCAAAUUCCUAAAUCCCUUGUGUCAUAGGGCACGGAUACUAUAGUUUUCAGCAAAAUUUGUUAGGGGUAGAAUGGUUGGUGAAAAGUCACUUAACAACAUAAUUUUCCCUCACAAUUGAGGUGUAUUUCUUUACUGUACUUUUAUAAUCACUUAAAUAAAAUGCAUAAUAUAUUUGAGAA
This is a messenger RNA of Conger conger (European conger), 735 nucleotides long. Its product is annotated as ubiquitin-like FUBI-ribosomal protein eS30 fusion protein. The record is from RefSeq and is a predicted model, not a curated record. The coding region runs from base 166 to 567 and encodes 133 amino acids. Gene Ontology annotation, cellular component: ribosome; cytosolic small ribosomal subunit. Gene Ontology annotation, molecular function: protein binding; structural constituent of ribosome. Gene Ontology annotation, biological process: translation. Lineage: Eukaryota; Metazoa; Chordata; Actinopteri; Anguilliformes; Congridae. The transcript has 5 exons.